Molecule: messenger RNA, 957 nt
Organism: Lachancea sp. 'fantastica'
Lineage: Eukaryota; Fungi; Ascomycota; Saccharomycetes; Saccharomycetales; Saccharomycetaceae
Source: the annotation of a GenBank genome assembly
AUGCUAUCCUUCAAACGCGGGCUUCAUAGCACGGCUGUGUCGAUGGCACGAACCAAAUACACGAAACCCAAACCCAAACCCAAAUCUAGGCCUCAUGUGAGACCAUCAACACAGCUAACGCACCACAACAAGCAUUUGGACGUAACUGCGCCCAUUCCACCCGCGGCUGCUAACAUUGUGACCCCAGAGGAUCAUCCACUGUGGCAGUUUUUCGCAGAUAAAAAGUACAUGCGUAAAUUUGACGAGCUGGACAACGAUUCCAGGGCAUGGAGCAUUCCUGAACUUAGAAGAAAAUCUUUUGACGACCUGCACUCGCUGUGGUACACUAGUCUGCGGGAAAGAAACAUCCUUGCGCGCGAAAAUCAUCUGCUGAAAAACGACAUGGGUUCGAAUCAGGAUUCGUUUGAGGCCGUGGCCGAAAAGAUCAGAACGACUAUGUGGAGAAUAAGGCACGUUCUCAGCGAGCGCGAUUGGGCCUUCAAAGGGGCUAGCCAGCAGUUUGACUCUUACAAGGACAAAUUUCUGCAAGAGUUCGAAAAUGACUUUCUCGAGGCCCCCGCUGCGGAAGAUGAAGAGUCUUUCGACAAGCUGGCACGUCUACAGAGCAGUAUUUUUGGCAUAAGUGAGUUUAUCGACGAAAAUGUCGUGAACAGGGCUUUUGUCGACGGAAUGAAAUACGUUGCAACGCUAAAACUUAAAAAGUUCUCGUCCAGAGACGCCUCUAUUCAAGAGCUUCUGGAGCAAUCAAACCACAGCAUAACGGACGCAGGCGAAGCUUUUGUUGUAUUUACCGCGGAAAACACCGAAGCUGCGGUCAAAGAAGCUAGCGAUGUCGUAAAGGAACUUAGAUUGAAGGGCAAUUCUGUUUCCCGUUACGAUGAACUGGAUACGGUCAACGACUACGUUAAGCAACUUGCUGCCGCGCAAAUGGAAAAAAACGUUUCUAGCAGCGUGUGA